Messenger RNA from Osmerus eperlanus (European smelt), 1850 nucleotides. Its product is annotated as voltage-dependent P/Q-type calcium channel subunit alpha-1A-like. Lineage: Eukaryota; Metazoa; Chordata; Actinopteri; Osmeriformes; Osmeridae. The transcript has 5 exons. The record is from RefSeq and is a predicted model, not a curated record. The coding region runs from base 651 to 1814 and encodes 387 amino acids.
CUCUCUCUCUCUCUCUCCCUCUCCCUCUCUCUCCACUUCUCUCUCUCUCUCUCUCUCUCUCUCUCCCUCCACCCAAAACACACAGAACAGGCCCUGUGUCAGAGCAGCGAGCUGUACUGAUCUGGGUCCUGCCCCCCUUCCCGUUUAACGCAGUCUGGUUCAAACGGCACAUCUGACCCCAGAUCAGCCCUUCUCGCCCACUCUGAGGCACGAGAGACAAGACCCAGGCACUAGUGUCUAGGGGGGCAACUUCUCACCUGUGGAGCCAUUCGAACCAGGCCAUGGCGCCCCCUAGUGGGUGCAUGCUGCCGGUGCAUCCAGUGUGUCGUCGAUCGGUGUUUGGUGUGUGUGUGUGUGUCUACCCCCUAAGUGUGUGUGAUGCCAGCCUGCAGGCCAUGUGAUGUAUCUCACACAGAACCGAACGCCAUUAAUGUUUCAGCGUAUGGAGCCGCCCUCAGAGGAGGGGGGGCCGGGUGCCCCUGGGGGGCAGGGCCUCAACGGCCUCCCCGCCACCCAGACCGACAACCUCAACAGCAUCCCUCCAGAAGGGGGCAUGACUGAGAGCCAAUCGUGGGUAACAGCCAAAGCUCAGGAGAUGUUCCAGAAAACAGACAACUGGAGCCCUGAGAGACCCUACCCCGACGAUCUCCAUGACAACAGACACAACUCCCAGACGAUCACAGACACCAGCCCGAUGUGUCGCUCCACCUCCUCCCUGGUCCACGGACGGAGCGGGCGGGGCGUGCGUCUGGACGACUACUCCCUGGAGAGGGUGGUGCCCGAGGAGGGCCGCCACGGGGGAGGGGGGGGGCACCGGAGGAGGGAGCGUAACCACGGCACCUCCCAGAGGUCCCUGGCACGAUACACUGACGCCGACACCGGUGACCUUCCCCCCAAGGAGCGCGAGCGCGAGCGUGGCCGGGCCAAGGACCGCCGCCACCACCACCACCAUCACCACCACCACCACAGCUCCCUGGACAAGGAGCGCUACGGCCCCGAGCGCCAAGACUACCCCCAGCGACACCCCCACGACCGGGGAGAACGACACUGGUCACGCUCUCCCAGCGAGGGCCGAGGGCACCGCCAGUAGCUCGGUGAGCGGCAGCCCCGUCCCGUCCACCUCGGGGACGAGCACCCCGCGCCGGGGGCGCCGCCAGCUCCCCCAGACCCCCGCCGUGCCCCGCCCCCACGUCACCUACUCCCCCGCCGUCCGCAAGCCCAACUACGGCCCCCCCGGCCGCCUCCGCUCCCCCUCCCCCCGGCACUUCUCCCCCCCGGAGCACGACGCGGGCGGGUACCACCGCCCCCCGUCCCGCCAGGCCUCUCCCCACCACGGCGGCGGCGGGGGGGGAUCGUCCAGGCACGGCUCGCCCCGGUCGCCGCGGCACCAGUCGCCGCGUUCGCCGCCGCCUCACGGGUCACCGCGGUCCCCCCACCGGGGGCGAUGGAGCGGGCCCCCGUCCGGAGACGGCCUGGAGGGGGACGGGCCGUUCUACGAGCAGGACUACGAGUACGAGCGCCACCACGAGCCGCCUGGGUACGAGCAGAGCCUGGCGCACGGCAACCCCCAUCCCCACGGCAACCCCCACCCGCGCUCCCCCAGGACUGUCCGGCACGGUGGCGGCCCUCCCCCGCCUCCCCCUCCUCACCCCCGCAGGGUGCCCAACGGAUACCGCUCCAACUCGCCCUCCCCCCACCGGCGAGGGGGGCCCCCUGGACCCCCACACCCCCACCAACGGGCCCCCCACCCUCGAGGGCCCCGCAAGGGCCUCCAUGAACCUUACAGUGAGACGGACGACGAUGACUGGUGCUAGCGGACCUGGGGAGGAGGAGAAGGAGGAGGAGGAGGA